Pristis pectinata (smalltooth sawfish) is the source of this 6391-nucleotide messenger RNA. It is a transcript of the gene nup205, whose product is annotated as nucleoporin 205. Gene Ontology annotation, biological process: nuclear pore organization. Gene Ontology annotation, cellular component: nuclear pore inner ring; nuclear pore. The coding region runs from base 195 to 6215 and encodes 2006 amino acids. Gene Ontology annotation, molecular function: structural constituent of nuclear pore. Lineage: Eukaryota; Metazoa; Chordata; Chondrichthyes; Rhinopristiformes; Pristidae. The transcript has 43 exons. The record is from RefSeq and is a predicted model, not a curated record.
GCUGCCGGCUGGUCUCUCGCCCGUCGGCCGCGUUUGGUCAACGGCCGGACGGUUGAUGGGCGGGCGUGAGGGGAGAAGGCGACGGUGCCGGUGCCGGCGCCGGGCCCGGGGCGCCGCCUGACCGCUCGGAGCUGAGGCGGCGGCGUGUUUUGGCCGCGCCGGGCCGGCGUUUUCGCUUCCGGUUCCUCUGCAAGAUGGCGGCCGCGGCCAUGGCGGUAAAUUCAGUGGCCAGUUUGUGGGGCCCAUACAAAGAUAUCUGGCAGACGGUGGAGAGUGUGAUCUGGAGACAUCAGCCAGAAGCCGUUCAUCUGUUGGAUCUUACUCUCAAAAAGCAUAAACCAGACUUCAUCUCCCUUUUCAAGAAUCCAGCAAAAAAUGUACAACAUAGAGAGAAAGUGAAGAAAGCCAGCGUUGAGGGGAUUGUCAUCCAAGGUCAGCAGGGGACCAGGCUGCUUCCGGAACAGCUGAUCAGCGAGGCUUUCAUUUUGAGCGAUCUGCUUAACAUUGGGGAGCUUGCUGCAGUGGAACUGCUGCUGGCCGGUGAGCACCAGCUGCCUCGUUUCCCUGGCAUGACCCGAGGUUUGGUGGCUAUUCUGUUAUAUUGGGAUGGGAAAAGAUGCAUGGCACUGUCGUUGCGUUCCCUUAUACAAUCACGACAAGGCAAAACCUGGACCCUGGAACUUGGUUCAGAGCUUGUAUCCAUGACAACACGGUUUACAGACGAAUUGAUGGAGCAGGGGCUGACUCAGAAAGUGCUGUGCUUGAUCAAUCAAAUAAACCUCAACGAGGAGUUUGAAAAAUUGCAAGCUGCCCGUGGCCUGGGCAAUCCAGUUCAUCGCAGGGCGGUCUCGGAUCUGAUUAAGGAAAGCCGCCAGACCCUUGCAGAAUGUCUCUUUGCCUGGGCCUGUCAGACACCACUGAGCAAAGAUGACACCUUGUUUAUCAUUUGCCACAUGGAGAGCGUCACGACUGAGGCAGAUGGCACUUUGGAUAACGUAAACCUAGCUCUUCUCAUGGCCCUGCUUUAUUGCUUUGAUAUAAGCUUCUUAGAGAAUGUUACUGAGGAUCGAGAAGAACUGAUUCAUCAACUGCCAUUACUGACAGAAAAACAGUAUGUGACUGCCAUUCACAGCAGGCUACAGAACUCCCAUCCUUGGAAACUGCCAGGUCUUCAGGCUGUGGUCAGACUGGCCUGGGCCUUGGCUCUACGAGGGAUCUCACAAUUGCCAGACACAACAGCUUUGACAGAGUUCACAGAGGCAGAUGAGUUGAUUGCAAACAUGGCGAUAGGACAGAAUGCCUUCCUUUUCCUCACUGAAGCUGUGGUGGGGGCUGAGGGUUUAUACCUGGAUGAGUUCUACAUCCGCAGGAUUCACAACCUCGUUGCAGACUUUUUGACGCUCAUGCCAAUGAAGGUUAAACAGCUGCGGAACCGUGCGGACGAGGACGCCCGGAUCAUCCACAUGAGCCUGCAGAUGGGCACCGAGCCACCUUCCACCCUGCGGCGUGACCUCGAGCACCUGAUGCUGCUGAUUGGGGAGUUGUACCUGAAAGAUCCUUUCAAACUUGAACUUGCCCUUGAGUAUUGGUGUCCGUCUGAACCACUGCAAACCACGGCCACGACUGGUUCCUUCUCGGGUUUGACCCACCAUAGACCACCGCAACGUCAGGUUGUUCUAUCUAAAUUUGUGAGACAGAUGGGAGAUAUGUUGCCCCCAUCUCUCUACCUACCCUACCUUAAGAUGCUGCGUGGACUGGCCAAUGGGCCACAUUGUGCACAUUACUGCUUUAGUCUACUCAAAGUCAAUGGCAGCAGCCAUGUGGAGAAUAUCCAGGUUGUUGGAGGCAACCCGGUGUCAUGGGAACACUUCUUCCAUUCAUUGAUGUUGUACCACGAGCAUUUACGGAGAGACAUCCCGAGCACAGACACCAUACAGUACAGGCACAUGCCACUGAGGGGCAUAACGCAGCGGGAGAUGGACGGCCUCAUCGCCUUCUUGCAACUUACCGCCACCAUCGUCAGCUGGAGUGAGAAUGCUCGUCUGGCUCUGUGUGAACACCCACAGUGGACGCCUAUUGUGGUUAUGUUGGGCUUAAUCCAGUGCAGUAUCCCACCGGUAUUGAAGGCUGACAUACUGAAGGCACUGGCAGCAUUUGGCAAAUCGCCAGAGAUUGCAGCUUCUCUUUGGCAAUCGUUGGAAUAUACACAGAUUUUGCAGACAGUUAGAAUCCCAGGCCAGAGACAAGACACCGGAAUUGAGGUGGAGCUGAAUGAAAUAGAAUCUCGCAGUGAAGAGUAUCCCCUCACCAGGUCAUUUUGCCACCUAAUAAGCACCCUGGUUGAAAGCUCCUUCCCCACAAAUCUUGGGGCUGGGCUCCGUCCUCCAGGAUUUGAUCCAUAUCUCCGGUUCCUCAGGGACGCCGUGUUUCUCCGCUUUCCUACGAGAGCGUACAGGAGAGCUGCAGAAAAGUGGGAGGUGGCCGAAGUUGUGCUUGAAGUUUUCUAUAAGCUACUGAGAGAUUAUGAGCCCCGAACGGACGAUUUUGCAGACCAAAUAGUUGAGCUUCAAGGAGAACUGGUGGUUGCAUACAAGUCUCCAGGAUACAAUCUGAUGUUUCACUUGCUGAAUGAUUCUCCAAUGCUGAGUCUUUGUCUGAGUCUUUUGGAGGAAGGAGUUAAACUGCUAGACACUUGUGCACUGUUCCCUGGUAAAAAGCACCUGGAAAAGGCAGUGGAAUAUUCUUUGGGUCUUCUGGAACUGGCCCUGCAGAAAGAGAAUCAAUUCAUGGAUUGGCUGAGAGAGAGCCACUCCUCUAUCAUAGCCACACCCCUUGAACAGCUGCUGCAGGGCAUCAACCCACGCACCAAAAAGGCUGACCACGUUGUCAACAUUGCACGCUACCUGUGCCAUGGAAAUACCAACCCUGAUCUGGCCUUUGAAAGCGCAAAGAUUCUUUGUUAUAUCUCGCGCUAUCCAAAUAUCCAGGUGAAACUUGUGGGAGACUUUACUCAGGACCAGACUGCAAGUGAAACGUUGAUGGGCGGUUUUGUGGAGUGUUUGGACAGUGAAGGUGCUGAGGAAAUGAUUCAGCCUGAAGAUGCUAUUGUUCCAGAGAAGAAGUGCAGCUUGGUCAGACAUAACAUAAAGAUACAUAUCCUGAACUUGCUGAUAAAUUCCUUGGAACUGAAAGCACCCAACUUGGCGUUCUACUUGCUGGGUUAUGAGGUCCGGAAGCCAGUGAAUGCUACCAAUCUGCAAGAUCCAGGAGUCCUUGGAUGUCCACGAACCUGCCUUCACUCCAUUUUGAAUAUUCUUGAGAAGGGCACAAAAGAAAGAAAUGGACCCGUUGUUGUCAAAGAGUCCCCACAUCUGGCUGAGCUUUGCUAUCAGGUGAUUUACCAGCUGUGUGCUUACUCUGAUACCUCGGGUCCAACCAUGCGAUACUUGAGAACAAGCCAGGAUUUUCUCUUUUCUCAGCUCCAACAUCUGCCCUUUGCAGUUAAAGGCCAUGAGAUCUCAGCCUUGAACCAGAUGUCAUGGCUGAUGAAGACUGCUGGGAUUGAACUGCGUGUGACAUCUCUGAAUCGGCAACGUUCUCACACACAGCGGCUCCUCCAUCUGCUGCUCGAUGAUGUGCCGAUGCGUUCUUAUACCAUUGAUGCCGAGGGAAGCCUUGAAGAAGAUGUGAGAACCAUUACUGGGUUUCUACAGUUUGACAGCACCUCCAAAGUACGUCGAAAGAUCCUCAGUAUUUUGGAUUCAAUUGACUUUCGCCAGGAGAGCACAGAAGAGCUUCAUCUGGACUUCUUCGAUCGUGCUCAAAUUGAGCAGGUCAUCUGUAAGUGUGAGCACAAGAACCAGCAGGGCCAGACUGUCUGCAAUGUGAAGCUCCUCCACAGAGUGCUGAUUGCUGAAAUAAAUGCCCUGCAGGGAAUAGCAGCCAUAGGACAAAGACCUAUAUUAAUGGAGGAAAUCAACACGAUUUUGCAGCACGUGGUGGAGAGGAACAAGCUGCGGGAGUGUCUCCAUGCCAAGAGGCACAUGCUGGAGUCUUGGCGUCAUCUUGUUGAGGUCAUACUUGCAGCAUGUCCCCCAGAUCUCAUUCAGGGGGAGGACCGACAACUGGUCAUCCGGGACCUUCUGCACGAGCUCCACGACAAGAUCCUCAGCGAGGAGGCUGCCCAGGAACUCAUGCCAGUGGUGGCUGGAACAGUGUUCACACUAACCGCUCACCUCAGCCAGACGGUCCGCAACGAGCAGAAGCAGGCACUCAGUGCCCAUUCUCAGAACAUCCUUAAUGGGCGCACCACACCAGGGGAUGUAUCAGCUACCUUUGGCUCCAUUGGGGACUCUUCUCUUCACAUCAUCCUCCGGAAGCUCUUGGAUUUUGUCCUCCAAACCGGUGGGGGUUUCCAACGUGUAAGAGCACACCUCUAUGGAGCACUGUUGUAUUACCUACAGAUGAGUCAGAAGCCCGAUGAACCUGACACCUUGGAAACAGGAAAGCAAACCAUGUGGGAGAGACUCACGGCUCCAGAAGAUGAGUACACCAAGCUGCAAAAGGACAACAUGAACAUCAUAGAGAGUUAUGGGGCAUCGUUGAUGGAAGUUGUCUGUCGCGAUGCUUGUGAUGGGCAUGAAAUCGGUCAAAUGCUUGCACUGGCAGUGUUAGACCGGAUUGUGGCUAUUGACCAGCACCAACAGUGGCUCUACUAUCUCACCAACAGCGGCUACCUCAAGGCAUUGGCAGACAGCUUGGUCCAGGAUGACACCAUCCUUCAGAGCAUGCUCAGUACCAAGCCUCCUUUACUGAAAGCCUUGUACCUUUAUGAAUCCAAAAUGGCAUUCUUGACAAGAGUAGCUAAGAUCCACCAGGGAACUGAGGGUCUUCUGACGGCUGGGGUCAUUGUUCGCUUAUCCCAGUGCCAGGUCUAUGAUCAUCGGCCUGAAACUGAGUCACACAGUAUGCUUUGCAUCCGAGACCCAUCGGGAUUUAUUCCAGCCCCUGUGGAGAGGUAUCGCCAGAUCCUGCUCCCUGCUCUUCAGCUUUUCCAGGUGAUGCUGACCUCCAGCACCGGGAAGCAUCAGCUGGCUGCAAGUCAGGUAUUACAGUUCCUAAUUGCCCAUUCAGAACCCAUCCAGGCCAUCCUACGUUGUCAGGAGAUAACUGCUGGAUCUCUGCGGGAACUGGCACUUUUAACAGGCAUUAUAAGCAAAGCAGCCUUACCAGGUGUGGUAGGUGAGAUAGAAGCAGAAGGCAACUAUGGUACAAUUAUGGAACUUAAAGGUCAUAUCGGGCGUUUCCAGCGUCAGUGUCUGGCCCUGCUCAGCCGCUUUACCAUCUCAGACCGACUUUCUGAGUUCAAGAAACAGCAAGAAGGCACUCAAGUUGGUGGGGUUAACAAGAAGGAUGAAAUGGAACUGGCAAUGCAGCAGAUUUGUGCAAACGUGGUUCAGUAUUGUCAAACGCUUCUGAUACAAAGCAGUGCCGGAUCCCAGCACACAAUUUGUCUCUUUACUCCUAGCCUUUCUGAAGGGACAUCUCGAGAAGGUAGCCGGCAAGAUGCUCAAUUGGCAAUGGUUCCCUACUGGAGACUGCCCAGCCUUGGAGUCGUACUGUUCCUACUGAAGCAAAGUGCAAAUGACUUCUUCAGCAGCUAUGAGAGCCACCGGCAGAGUGUGACUAAGUAUCAGAAUCUGCAACAUCUUCCCCCGGAUGAAAUAAAGGAGCUAUGUCAAGCAUUAGUUCCAGCUGCUGUGGAUAAGAUUUCAGCUGCUCAGCGACAAGUUCUGGCUAGACGGCGGCUUGUGCACCAGAUUAACCAUAGAGCGGAGCUGCUUUCCCUCUACUGUUACAUUGUGGAAAACUGCCUCUUCAUCUUGUGGCGCCAUUUGGAGUAUUACUUCCUGUACUGUGUCCCCUCAGACACUCAUGAUUUUCUGAAUGUCCUGGGUGGGUCCCACAGGGGCAGGGAACUUCAAGAUUCCCAGAAGUUUGGUUCAAAUCCUGAUUCCAGGCGCUUCAUUCUAAGUCAAGUCAACCAACAUGAUCUUGAGCAGCUUCAGAUUGAUGCUGCAGCGAGCUUUGGGGAAUCUCUACAAAAGAAAUUGCUCGAAAUCGAGAGCGUUUAUUGCAGAGUGCGGUCAAGACACUUGUUCAUUCAAGCGCUCGUUCGGCGAAUCCGUGGCCUUGUGAGGAUAAAGAGGACUUGAUAGUCUUCUCAAUCACACUACUGUACACAUCCACCCGCUCUUUUCUCUUGACCCUCUUUUUCAAUUUGUUUUCUGUAAGGCUCACAAAACCAGUACAAUUUUUUUAUUGUUGAAGACCGAUCUGUAAUUACAAAUAAAAUGUUAUUUUCCAGAUAAGAUAAAGUUCAGCAUCUAGA